UCAAACAGCCUGAUGAUGCCUCCAACAGUUUCUUGUUUUGCCGAUCUAUAACAGCAGUUUUGUACAAUUUGUCCAGUGUUUCGAAAGUAAAAGAGAAAGAAUUGUUCCUCAGGCAUUAUAAGAAACAAUGAGUAAAAAUAAGCGUCGCUCGGGAGGAGCACGGGAUGCUUCUCCCAAGGCACCACAACCUCCGGCGGAAUCAAUGGAAGUGGACGUUGAUGAUGACGCCAAUCUCUCAGAAGAUGAAGAAGGAGGAACUCGCGUCGGAGGCAUCUACAUUCCACCACCGGUGCCACCAUACUGUUCGACAGAGUGCAAAGGACCACGGUUGAUUAUUACAAACAUUUCGAAUUAUAACUUCAAAAGUUACGCUGGACACGUAACACUAGGUCCAUUUCAUCAGCGGUUCUCAGCCAUCAUCGGACCGAACGGUAGCGGAAAAAGUAACGUGAUCGAUUCAAUGCUUUUUGUGUUUGGAUAUCGGGCACAGAAGAUUCGUUCGAAAAAAUUGUCGGUUUUGCUGCACAGUUCCUCGAAGCACCCCAAUACGCAAACCUGUACGGUGGGGGUGCACUUUCAGCGAAUUGUUGAUAAGGAAGACGGCUCGUUCGAGGUGGUACCGAAUUCGGAGUUUGUCGUAGCCCGAACAGCUUCCAGAGACAAUUCCUCGUAUUAUACGAUCGAUAACAAGCGAGUACAUUUCAAGGAGGUUUCCAAACUGUUGAAACAGCACGGUAUCGAUUUGGACCACAAUCGAUUUUUGAUUCUGCAGGGAGAGGUAGAGUCGAUUUCGAUGAUGAAACCAAAAGCGCUGACCGAAAACGAUUGCGGCCUUCUGGAGUAUUUGGAGGAUAUCGUUGGAACGACCAGGUACAAACAACCACUGGUUAAAAUCAAUGAGCGCGUUGAGAUGCUAAACGAGGAACGUACGGAAAAGCAUAAUCGUUGCAAAUUGGCCGAACGGGAGAUGAAGGAUCUGGAGAAACCGAUGCAUGAAGCCGUCGAGUAUCUGAAGCUGGAAAAUUCUCUUACCAGAACGAAAAAUCAGCAAAUUCAGAAAUAUCUCAGUGAGCAACGCAAGAAAAUCGGCGAAUUAGAAGCGGACCGUGACAAAGCGAGCGGUAGUCUUAAAAAACAUGACGACUCCUACGAGGCACUGAAAAAAGAACGAUUGGAGAAAGAGGCCUUGGUGAAAGAAGAGAUUAAGCAGUACGACGGGUUGGUGAAGAAGAAAGAAGAAAAAGAGUCCGCUUUGAAGUCAUCCCUCGAUAAGUAUACUAAAGUGCAGGCCAAUAUGAAGGCCACAAAUGAACGACGUAAAAAAACGAUGGCUCAGAUUGAGACGGAGAAUAAGAAGCUUCUGGAAUUGAAGGAGGUUCCGGAGAAAAAUGCGAAAGAAAUUACCGAAUCCGAGAAGAAAAUCGAAUCAUUGACUAAGCAAAAAACAGAAGUCGAGACAAAAUUGACGGCCAAUUUGGAAACCCUGAAAGACGAGACGAAAGCACUGUUGGAAGAGAAAGAAAAACAACAAACGGAACUGAUCGAUUUGAAGAAAGCAGUCGACGACAGCAAAUCCGCGCUGUCGCUGGCAGAAUCGGAAUUGAAAAUCUGUCAACACAACGAAACUACGGAGAAGCGCAAACUAGAAACUCUGAAGUAUUCGUACGAGGAGUCCAAAAAAACGUACGAGGAAAAGCGAGUCCGUUUGCAAGAGUUGGAACAAAACCUACCCCAGUUGCGAAACGAUCUUCAGUCGGCGCAGGGCAAACUGCAGGAAAAUGUGACCGAAGAGCGGGAACUUCGUCAGCAGUUGCGUGGUGUACAGGCAAAGCUGCAGGAAUCGAUGUCGGCCAUGCAGGCGACCCGGUCCCAGGGGAAGGUGUUGGAUGCACUGAUGAAGCAGAAAAACGAAGGUCGCAUUCCAGGCAUUCUCGGACGGUUGGGAAAUCUCGGUGGGAUCGAUUCCCGUUACGACGUUGCCAUCUCGACCUGCUGCGGUCAGUUGGAUUUCAUCGUGGUCGAGAAGGUAAACGAUGCUCAGGCGUGCAUCGAUUUCCUAAAAAAGCACGACAUCGGCCGGGCUUCGUUCAUUGCGCUGGAGAAGAUACAGCAGUACCAGCAGUAUUGUCACAGCCGAAUUCAGACACCCGAAAACGUUGACCGCCUGUUCGACUUGGUACGGGUGGAAGAUGAACGCGUACUGCCGGCGUUUUAUUUCGCCCUACGGGACACGUUGGUCGCUGACAAUCUGGAUCAGGGUCAACGAAUUGCGUACGGUGCCAAACGUUACCGCGUGGUGACGCUAAAUGGCGAUGUGAUCGAAACGUCCGGUACGAUGUCCGGUGGUGGUCGCUCGAUGCAACGGGGCCGAAUGGGCACCAAAGUGCAAACCAAAACGUCCGCUUCGGAUACGCCCAAAUCCAACAAAGAAGUCGAACAUCUGCAAGUGAAGGCACAGGAGCUCCAGUCGCAGAUUAACUUCCUGCAGGAACAGCAAGGGGAGUUGGAACAAGAAAUUCAAAAAUUAUCCGCUCAACUUAAGCACCAAGAAAGUGAAACCAAGCGGCUGAAGAUGGAUGUCAACAGUUUGACGGAACAGUUGCCUCGUCUGAAGGAACAAGUGGAACGGCAGGAGGAUCGGGUGGCCCAAACUCAUUCGGACCCAGAAAAAGUUCAAGCUUUGGAGGCAAAGGUCAAGGAAUGCAAAGCAGAACACAAAACUUCCAGCGAUGCUGCGAAUACCAUCCAGAAAAAGGUCGAUCAGAUAACGGCCCAAAUCACCGAAAUCACCAAAAGCAAAGUGAAAGAUCUGCAGACGAAAAUAAGCAACCUGACGAAACAAAUCGACAAACUGACAACCAACAUUUCCAAGCUGACGGUGGAAAUCAAAACUUCGGAGCGGAACGUUAAAAAAACGCAAGACAAAAUCCACAGUAUGGAAGAGGAAGUGGUGGCCGCCCAGACCGCCAUUCGCCAGGGCAACGACGAACGGGAAAAGCUGGACGAAGAAGCCACCGAAUUGAAGCGGGAAAUCGACGAACUGCAGCUGGAAAUCCAGAAAGCCCACGACGGUUCGUCCAGCAUCAAGAAGGAAAUCGUUGCCAUCCAGAAGCAGGAAGCCGAGGGCAAAAUGAAACGGCUGGAACUCGAACAAAUUCUGCAGGCGAUCGAGAAGAAGCUGGCCGAAGUGCGCGACACCAUCCCGCACUGGAAGAAUAAGCUGAAGCCACUCAAACUGCACGAGAUACCCGGUGAACCGACCCCGGAACCGUUGCGGGAAUACACCGAGGAGGAACUAGUCAGCUACAAGCUAGCCGACCUGCAGUACCAAAUCUCCAUCCAAGAGGAGAAGCUCAAUUCGAGCAAACCGAAUCUUUCCGUCAUCGAGGAGUUCCUCAAAAAGCAGGAAGCCUAUCUGCAGCGCGUUGCAAUUCUGGAAGAAAUCACCGCCAAGCGAAACGAAAUGCGUCAGCUGUACGACGAUGUGCGGAAGAAACGGUUCACCGAGUUUAUGCAAGGUUUUCACAUCAUCACCAAGAAACUGAAGGAGAUGUACCAGAUGAUUACGCUCGGUGGAGAUGCCGAGUUGGAACUGGUAGACUCUAUGGAUCCGUUCAACGAGGGCAUUGUGUUUAGCGUUCGACCACCGAAGAAAUCGUGGAAAAUGAUCUCCAAUCUAUCGGGCGGAGAAAAAACACUUUCGUCGCUGGCACUCGUUUUCGCACUGCACUACUACAAACCCUCGCCUCUAUACGUGAUGGACGAAAUUGAUGCUGCACUGGAUUUCAAAAAUGUAUCGAUUGUGGCCCAUUACAUCAAGGAACGUACGAAAAACGCCCAGUUCAUAAUCAUAUCGCUUCGUUCGAACAUGUUCGAACUGUCGGACUAUCUGGUUGGCAUCUACAAGGUGACGGACUGCACCAAUUCGGUCACGAUCAAAAAUGAUCCACCGAAGUUUCACUUUUCGGCCUCACAACAACAGCAGCAGUCGUUUGCCUUCAAUCCGAACCUAAGUGUGCAGUCGGAUCCGGGUGCGGAUCAUGGCGGUGACAAAUCGAAGGAUGGAACUGGUUCCCAAAAUGAGAAUAUUACAGUGAACGUGACGGAACAACCGUCGAUCUCAAGGUCCCAGCCGAUGGAGGUAUCGGUGGAUGCUAAUUAAGAUUAAAUUAUUGUGUCGGUUGUGUGUGUAUUUAAAUUUCUAUUGACGAUCCUGACUACCAUCAACUGUUGCUAGCUAUAAGACAUUAUUUUUGAGUAACCAUCAGAACAAGUACUUUUUGUAUGAGACUUUGUC
This is a messenger RNA of Malaya genurostris, 4297 nucleotides long. RefSeq names its product structural maintenance of chromosomes protein 4 (gene glu). Gene Ontology annotation, molecular function: protein binding; ATP hydrolysis activity; ATP binding. NCBI's taxonomy places the organism in Eukaryota, Metazoa, Arthropoda, Insecta, Diptera, Culicidae. Gene Ontology annotation, cellular component: chromosome. The transcript has 5 exons. The coding region runs from base 128 to 4162 and encodes 1344 amino acids. The record is from RefSeq and is a predicted model, not a curated record. Gene Ontology annotation, biological process: mitotic chromosome condensation.